GCGACGCAUUGACAGAGAGGAAUAAAUUUUCAGGAAAACCAACGCAAUCGGCGUAAUUCGCGGAUUACUUAUGCAAUUCGCUUGAAAUGAGCGAUUAAAAUCAUCGUUUGUUUUGUGCCAGUGUGGGACUGUUAUAAAUAAAAGAAAAAUGAAUGCAAUUGCCGAAAGCCGGUUGCCUACGAGGCUCGCGACGCUUCUCUACCGCUUUUUAUCUUCCAACAGUGCACAAGCUUCUGACACAGCUCUUGUACAGCUCAGCACUACCUGCGUUAAUCGAUUGAAGCAAAUUUGCAUGAACGACAUGUUCCUUCGCGUAUCUGUCGAAGGCGGAGGGUGCUCCGGAUUUCAGUACAAAUUUUCAAUUGAUACACAACUUGAAAACGAUGAUACUGUUGUAAGCCGGGACGGUGCUCGGGUAGCUAUUGAUAGUGCCUCCGUUGAGUACCUUAACGGGGCCACCAUCGAUUUCCACACAGAACUGAUACGCUCCGGAUUUCGAGUGAUCAAUAAUCCGCGGGCGGACCAGGGUUGUUCGUGUGGGGCGUCGUUUGCCGUGAAACUGGAUUAACAUUCGGACCACGCUGAACGAAAACGCUCCGUGUAGAAAUGAUGUAAACAACAAGUUCGAUCUUUAUUGUAGUUCGAGUUUAAAUUUGUGUUUUUUGUUUGUUUAAUAUACAUCUAUUAAUUCA
This is a messenger RNA of Anopheles bellator, 692 nucleotides long. Its product is annotated as iron-sulfur cluster assembly 2 homolog, mitochondrial. Gene Ontology annotation, biological process: iron-sulfur cluster assembly. Bases 149 to 568 code for a protein of 139 amino acids. Gene Ontology annotation, molecular function: 4 iron, 4 sulfur cluster binding; 2 iron, 2 sulfur cluster binding; iron ion binding. Gene Ontology annotation, cellular component: mitochondrion. NCBI's taxonomy places the organism in Eukaryota, Metazoa, Arthropoda, Insecta, Diptera, Culicidae. The transcript has 2 exons. The record is from RefSeq and is a predicted model, not a curated record.